Messenger RNA from Momordica charantia (bitter melon), 1082 nucleotides. Its product is annotated as putative phosphopantothenoylcysteine decarboxylase. Lineage: Eukaryota; Viridiplantae; Streptophyta; Magnoliopsida; Cucurbitales; Cucurbitaceae. The record is from RefSeq and is a predicted model, not a curated record. Gene Ontology annotation, molecular function: FMN binding; phosphopantothenoylcysteine decarboxylase activity. Gene Ontology annotation, biological process: coenzyme A biosynthetic process. Gene Ontology annotation, cellular component: phosphopantothenoylcysteine decarboxylase complex.
AUCAAUUCAGACUUCAGAAAUCAGAAUUCAGGUUAUCAGAUUCCAUUGAAUAACUCAGAGGAAAUACCGAAAGCGCAGUACUAGAAACAAGUUGCUGCAUUACUCUUUUGAGCUCCAUUCGUCGGGUUCUCGUUUGUUGCAAGGAAUUAAAUCACUAUCGGGGGAGUGGUAGCUGCAGAAAGGGAGCCAAUGCAAGUCAAUAACAUUCAAAGAAGACCACACAUUCUUCUUGCUGCUUGCGGAAGUGUUGCUGCGAUAAAGUUUAGAAUCCUAUAUCAUUGUUUCUCUGAAUGGGCAGAAGUUCGAGCAGUUGCCACAAGGGCAGCAUUGUUCUUCCUUGACCGGGCAGACCUCCCCAAGAAUGUCCCUCUUUACAUCGACGAGGAUGAUCUGGCCAGUUGGGGCAAAAUUGGUGACGAUGUGCUUCACAUUCAGCUCUGUAGCUGGGCUGAUAUCAUGGUUAUUGCUCCACUCUCUGCAAACACUCUUGCCAAGAUUGCGGGAGGAUUGUGUGAUAAUCUAUUGACCUGCAUUGUACGGGCAUGGGACUACAGCAAGCCUUUAUAUGUUGCACCAGCCAUGAACGCAUUAAUGUGGAACAAUACUUUCACUGAGAGACAUCUUGUGUCUGUUGAUGAUCUUGGAAUUACCCUGAUCCGACCAGGGUCAAUUAGUGGGGAACGGUGCAAUGGCGCCAUGGCUGAACCCACCCUCAUUUCCUCAACCGUGAGGCUAUUCUUGGAGUCACGCCGUAAAGGAACAGCCAGAGGCUAGAGCAGUAAAAUUGUGAACACCAUCAUUUUUGGAAGUGAGUGAGAUAAAUUGGUUGAUUUGGUUUGGGUACGAGCUGCAAUAUUGACCUCUCUGCCCUGAGUAAAGCUGUGAAUUAUUAUUAACCACCCGUGGGUUGUGGUUUUACUGAGAUUGGGCGGGGCAUGCUGUAAAUUUUUGUUUGUACCGUUGAGUUCUUCCUAUUGUAUCUUCUCACUUGUAAUCUUACUUGGCAGCAUUUGUCCGGUCUCUGUGUGGAAGUGGAACCCAUAUUUGUACACGAAUAAAGAGCACUGCUGUUAAUUAUAUUC